CGACAUUUUAGGCCAUUUUAUACUAGUGAAACACAUUGUAAAAAUCAUUACCAUAUAAACAGCCAUUUGUUUGCUGUAUUAAAGCGUCCAUUGAAUUGAAUAUUAGUUUUUAAAUUAUUAUACAGUAGUGGCCACCAAAAAGUUUCGGGAAAUUACGGGCCAUCGGGUAUAGAGAUAGAGAGAGAGAUAGGACACGAGUAAUAUUGACCAGCGCUAAUGGCCACCAUCGGCGGCGGCGAUGACGAUGACGACGACUUGUCGCCCGUUUACGACAAAAAGGCUGAACUUAUUGGCCAGUAUUCGGCCGAUUGUCUGCCCGACGAAGUCAAAGACAUUAUACCCGACUUUUUUAUGGAGUCGGUUAGGGUUACCGAACAAAUGGAAACGAUGGCCCGAUACGAGUACGUAUCCGAUGCUGUAGUGGCCGCCACUACCACCACUACCGAUGACGACUUUAUGAACGGCGCCGCCGCUUCGGCUGCCAACUAUGGCCUGGACUCUGGUGGUGGCGUUGACGAUAUCGGCGGUGACCAACAACAACAACAUCACGGCGGUCUACCCGAACUCAAGAAUAUUCUCGAUAAUCUUGACGAUAUACCCGACGAUCUGGUCAAGUGUUCCGAGGUUUUUGAUGACUAUUUUCGCGAAGGUUGCGGCUGUCAUCGUAAAUGUCACGAAAGAUUUCCGAAGUUUAUGGCAUUUGAGGCUCAUUUGGACGCUCUGGACGCCGACCAGUACUGUCCCGAUCAUAUCAAUCAUCAACAUUUGCUACUGUUGGGCGCCAUGAACUCGCUGGUCCAGAAUCAUCCGACUACUAUUGCCAAAGAACAUCGACCAAAAGAUCGGAAGAAUGCGCGGACACAGUUCCGAUUUCGCGGCCAAGAAGUUUGCCGCAAAUUUUUCCUAUUCGUAUUCGGUUGCGGCGAAAAACGUGUCAAAAAUGUUAUGAAACAAUUCUUGACUACCGGUAUAGCGCCCAAAGCGCACGAAUCGGCUCAGAUGACCAAAGAUUUGAUUAAAUCGGAUCCGAACGAUCAGCGCCGGGAUGCCGUCAUAUUCAUCAAAAACUAUGCCCAACAACACGCCCUACAGCUAUCCGGUCGCUAUGUCUGUCCGGAUAGGUCGGUAAAAGAUUUGUUUUUGUUGCCCGCAGUGGCCAACAUGACUCGCAAGUAUAUCUACGACCAGUAUAUGAUAUGCUGUCGCGAUCUGCACCGGGACGGCGUAUCGUUUGCCCUGUGGGGCGCCCUAUGGGACUGGUUGUGCCCCAACGUUAUGGUACCGAAAAAUAAGUACGAAAUUUGUCGCGACUGUCGCGAACAUCAGUAUAUACUGUCGAAACCGGAACCGCUCAAUGAUAAUCGUAAGCUACGAUCGACCGAAAAGUUCAUACAUCACCUGUCCCUACAGCACCACGAACUGGCCUACUAUAAGCAAAUGGUCGAACUGGCCCGACAGUCGCUGAUCCAGUGCCAGGGAGGAACCACCUCAGCUCAUGGACAACAACAGUCGUCACCGGCAACCAUGCACUAUACAUUCGACUGGUAUACAUCCGUAUCCCUGCCCUAUUCGAGUCGACUGUCCUCUGUCUACUUUCAUUCGGCCUACAAGGUCUCGUUGUUCGGUGUCUGUAUUGAACCGAUUGAAAAAUUCUAUCUCUAUAUUGUACCCGAAUUUAUUAUCGGUUCCAAUGGCAACGAUAAACUCCAAGAUAUUACCGUUUCGUUGAUCAACCAUUUUUUUACCAACUAUGCCCUAAGCGAAAGUCAAACAUAUAUACAUUUUUCGGAUAAUAGUGUACAGCAAAGCAAAAACAAUCACAUAUUAUCCUAUUUUAUGUGGCGAUCGGUUACCGGUCUCAACGAAAAGAUAGUCCUGUCCUAUAUGCCGAAAGGUCAUUCCCGAUCGUGGAACGACCUAUUUAUGGGCGUAUUCAAGAAAAAGUUUCGCAAUUGCGAUAUCAAUAGUCUGAAAGAUGUCUACAUGAUUGCCGAACGUUGUUGCGGACCAACCGAAUCCAUAACGCCGGUACUGGUCGGCAACGAUGACGGCGAUGUGGAGUUUCCGCUGUUGGACUGGAACGACAAGUUUGCGCACAUCAACAACUUGGACGCCAAUAUCCUGAACAGUAAUAAUCACUUUGAGAUCAGCAACGAAGUACCCGGUCUAGUACUGUGCCGCCGGAUGGUCAACAGUGAUACCAUAUCCUAUCAGCUUAUCGAUAACGAACACUUGGACCACAUAUCAGGCGAACUACCCGAAUGUCUGGAACUGGAAUCGAUGACAAUGGAAAGGAAACUCUAUUUGUACGAAAAUAUCCGACAGUUUACGCCCACUGCCUUCCAGUCGCUGAUAUGCGCCGAUCCCGAAGCCCGUGGCUUUCAAUACGCUAGUGUUGGACAAGAAUAUACGGGAAAAAGUAUUUUUACGCCAAAGAACAACAACAAGAGAUCGAAAUCGGAUAAUAAAAAGUCGUCAUCGGAUUCGAGACGUCGGGACAAUAGAACCCAAGAGUCGAGUAGUGGUGGAACUGCUGCCGCCGGCGGCGGGGCCAGUGGUGGUGCCAAACGUAAGCGUGCGGGUCAGCCAAAGUGUAGCUACUGUAAAGAGGUUGGCCAUCGGGAACGUAUAUUCGGUAAGACUACGUGUCCGAAAAAGAAACGCGAUUCACUGCUAUUGAAACCGAAACCACCGAAUGCAGGCGCCGCCGCCGCCGCUGCAGUAGCCGAAAGUAGUACCGGUGCCCAAACACAUCAUGAACUAGCCAUUGCCGCUGUUAUUAUGGCCAAUACUGAUACAGUCGGAGCCGGUGAUCAUCAUCAGUUGGUGCUGACCACUACCACCAGUGAACAGUUUGAUGACACGACUGCAACUACUGACACGAAAAAUAUUGUUGACGACGACGAUGAUGACGAACGAGUACUUCCCGAAGAUGAUGAAGAGGAAGACAAUAUGUCCAAUGGUUAGGGUUAAACAACACCGGGGGAACGGGAGGUGCGCCGGUUAUUAUCCGAUAUCUUCCCUCCCCACCCACUCCCCUAACAUUACUGUCAAUCAAUAGCUUAUUAAAUUCAAAACAAUUCAAUUAUCAAUUGCAUUAAAUAUCAUCAACACAUGAUUCACACCCACCCAUCCACACACACACACACACGACUGUGUGAUAAUAAUAAUCAUUACUGUGGUGUCAACAAAACGCACCAAUAAUUUCUAUAUAUAAAAAAAACUAUUGAAACGACUUAUGAAAUUUUAAUUUUAAUUUUUUUUUUAAUGAAUUAAUUAACAAAUAAAUAGUUUACAGA
Molecule: messenger RNA, 3299 nt
Organism: Oppia nitens
Lineage: Eukaryota; Metazoa; Arthropoda; Arachnida; Sarcoptiformes; Oppiidae
Exons: 5
Coding region: 217-2967 (916 amino acids)
Source: RefSeq, a predicted model, not a curated record